Messenger RNA from Manduca sexta (tobacco hornworm), 1607 nucleotides. It is a transcript of the gene Dera, whose product is annotated as deoxyribose-phosphate aldolase. Gene Ontology annotation, molecular function: deoxyribose-phosphate aldolase activity. The transcript has 6 exons. Gene Ontology annotation, biological process: carbohydrate catabolic process; deoxyribonucleotide catabolic process. Lineage: Eukaryota; Metazoa; Arthropoda; Insecta; Lepidoptera; Sphingidae. The record is from RefSeq and is a predicted model, not a curated record. The coding region runs from base 310 to 1230 and encodes 306 amino acids. Gene Ontology annotation, cellular component: cytoplasm.
ACAAUCGUCUCCUGUGUAAACCCCUAAAGUCAACUGUCAAAAUAUGAUGUCUUUGAAAAAUAUUAUUGUUAUCAGUUGACCGUUUGAACUUUUAUCAUGAGUCAAAACAAAAACGUCAACAGAUUUAACAAAUCUUGUUCAUUUUUUAAUUUACUCAUAUUCUUCAAUUGUUUUCAGAAUCUAAGUGCUUCUAAGUGAGUGAAGCUUUAUGAAAUUCGCGUCAAAUUUUAUUUGAACUUUUCAUCUAAGUGAAAACAAAGAAUCAAAUCGAUUUAUUACUAAAGCCGAAAACGUAAGAUAGCAAGAACUAUGACGCAAUUAUCAAAACCAUUUGAUCAAUCAAUAUUGAAAAAAGUGCAUAUAAACAAAAACUAUGUUGAGGCUCAAGUGGACCAAAUAUUGAAGAAUAACUUAGUAAAAUCUCAAGACAAUAUCAAUGCAUGGCUUUUGCAGGCUGUUAAACUGAUAGACUUGACAACACUAUCAGGUGAUGAUACCAAAUCUUGUGUCAUUAGAUUGUGUCAAAAGGCAGCCAAUCCUUUGGAUGAUAAACUUGUUAAAGCAUUAAAACAUGAAAAUAGGAUUACAACAGCAGCUGUUUGUGUAUAUCCAUCAAGAGUCAAAGAUGUAUGUAGUACUUUAAAUCGGAUUCCAGAAAUAGGAAAAGAAAUUCAAGUUGCUGCAGUUGCAACCGGAUUUCCUUCUGGUUUAUAUCCUUUGCAAACUAGACUAGCUGAAAUUGGUUUAACAGUACAGGAUGGAGCUACAGAAAUUGAUGUGGUAAUAGACAGAAGUUUGGUACUCAUGGGCAAAUGGGAACAACUUUACAAUGAAAUUGCGCAAAUGCGCAAAGCGUGUGGCACAGCUCAUCUGAAGGUUAUUCUUGGCGUUGGUGAAUUAGGAUCCUAUGAAAAUAUUUAUAAAGCAUCAAUGAUUGCAAUGAUGGCUGGGGCUGACUUUAUAAAAACAUCUACAGGAAAAGAAACUGUGAAUGCUACAUUGCCAGUGGGUCUAGUAAUGUGCAGGGCAAUAAGGAAAUAUUACCAAAUGACUGGUUUUAAGGUGGGGCUAAAACCUGCUGGAGGUAUUAAGACGGCUCAAGAUGCUGUAAAUUGGUUGAUCCUCGUAUACACCGAAUUGGGGCAAGAGUGGCUCUCUCCAAAACUCUUUCGCAUCGGUGCUUCUAGUUUGUUGGAUGUAAUAGAAAAGGAUUUAAAAAAAUAUUUAUAACUGUACAUCCGACAGUACGUAUAUACUUAAAUAAUUUUCAAACUUAAUGAGAAAAUGGUGCCAUUGAUAUUAUAUAGGUAAUAGGAAUAAAACGUAACAACUAUGUAAUAUGUAUACAAUAUUGCCUUAAAGACUUCAAAAUUAAUCUGAAAAGAAAGGACCAAGCUGUGAUUAAGGUCUUUCAUACUUUAUUUUUUUACAUACUUAUUAUAUUACGGUACGUUUUGAAGCGCAUUUGAAAUUGUUUAAAAUUUAUGCUACUUUACUCUUAAGGAAUAUGUGACACGACGAAAAUCAGUCAAUUAUUUUAAAGAUAAAUCGACAUAAUUAUGGUUGUAGUUCUUUAUUUCUUUUUUAUAUUAAAGUUUAUAUCACAA